AUGUGGCCAACAACCCUGUCUUCACAACCUACAACCCAGACGGUUAGAGCUAGAAGGAGAUACAUUGAAAGGAAACGCGAGGAGGGUCAUGAUAUUAUUUUCGAGCAGUACUUUGCUGAAGAUCCAAUCUAUCCUCCAGAUUUUUUCCGAACAAGGUAUCGCAUGCGAAAACCUUUGUUCGAAAAAAUAAUGAACAAGCUCGUCGAGACCGACAACUUUUUUAUGCAAAAGCGUGAUGCUACUGGUCGGCUUGGUAUGUCUGCCAUUCAGAAAUGUACAGCAGCGAUGAGGGUGUUGGCCUACGGGACGGCGGCCGACUUGCACGACGAAUAUUUGAGAAUGAGCGCACAACUCAUUCGCAAAUCUCUCAUCAAGUUCGUUGAAGGUGUAAUUUCUAACUUCGGCGAUGAGUACUUGCGAAAGCCCACCGAAGAAGACUUGGCAAGACUUCUGCAUAUUGGAGAACAACGUGGGUUUCCAGGCAUGUUGGGUAGUAUUGACUGCAUGCAUUGGGAAUGGAAAAAUUGUCCUACUUCAUGGGCUGGACAAUAUGCUGGAAGAAGCGGGAGUUCGAGAAAUGAUAUUAAUGUCCUUGAUCAAUCUCCUGUUUUUGAUGAUAUUUUGGAAGGUCGAGCACCGAAGGUCAAUUACAUAGUAAAUGGCCACGAAAAAAAUAUGGGGUAUUAUCUUACUGAUGGCAUAUAUCCUCAAUGGGCGGCAUUUGUCAAAUCUAUUCCAGGUCCACAAACGAUGAAGCACAAGUUGUUUGCUCGACAUCAAGAGUCCGCGCGAAAAGAUGUUGAGCGAGCUUUUGGUGUUUUGCAAGCUCGUUUUGCUUUUAUCAAAUGCCCAUGUCUUAUUUGGGAUCGUGAUAUUAUGGGGAAAAUAAUGAUUGCUUGCAUAAUCUUGCAUAAUAUGAUAGUGGAAGAUGAAAGAAGCACGUAUUCAAACUAUUGUGAUCCAGCCGAAUUUAUUCAAGAUCGACUUGGACGAAGUAGUCGUGAGAAUGAAGGUGGAGAUGCGAAUAAUGAUUUCAUAUAUUCUACGAAUAGGAUCGCGAGUCUAGCUUCUUACAUGAAAAAUAAAGCCCAACUUCAAAACAGAGAAGCUCACAAAGCUCUGCUAAACGAUUUGGUUGAGCAUAUAUCGACGAAAUUCGGCAAUUCCAAUUGA
Salvia hispanica is the source of this 1173-nucleotide messenger RNA. NCBI's taxonomy places the organism in Eukaryota, Viridiplantae, Streptophyta, Magnoliopsida, Lamiales, Lamiaceae. The record is from RefSeq and is a predicted model, not a curated record.